ACUUGAUAAUGCGUUUUCUUUCCUAAGGGAGCACGGGAGGAGGUUGAGACCUGGAAAAGGCCUUCAUGGCGCUGCUGGAUCUUUUCGUUGUUGCACUAAUGCCGGUUUUGAAGGUGCUUCUGAUUACUGCUCUCGGUUCUCUCCUGGCAAUCGCGCGAGUAGACAUACUGGGGGAAGAAGCGCGGAAGUAUUUGAAUAAUAUUGUGUUCUUUGUCUUCAGUCCCGCACUUGUGUUCAGCUGCCUGGCCAAAUCUAUAACAUACAAGAGCAUGGCUUCAUUGUGGUUCAUGCCAUGCAACAUUCUCCUUACGUUCAUUGUUGGCUCAGCACUUGGAUGGUUGCUCAUAAGAUUCAGUAGGGCUCCUGAUCAUCUGCGAGGCCUUGUCUUGGGAUGCUGUGCAGCAGGCAAUCAGGGGAAUAUGCUGCUGAUUAUCAUACCAGCAGUUUGCAGAGAAAAAGGCAGUCCAUUUGGUGAUCCUGAAAGCUGUAAUACACAUGGAAUGACCUUUGCUUCUCUAUCAUUGGCAAUUGGUGCCAUUUACUUGUGGUCAUAUGUAUACAACAUAAUGCGCAUAUCUUCAAGUAGGAACAGUCAGGGAUCUGAACCUGAUGUUUCCAUGCCCUGUGUUCACUCUGUUGGAGAAAACAGAAACCCAUCAGAAAUUCAAAAGUUGGAACUUCUUCCUCUACAACAGUUCUCGUCUGUCGAGGAUCAUGUUGAAGUUGAUGUCUCAACGUAUGAGGGAACACAAAAGGUUCUUGUUCCAGCCAAGAUAAUGAUAUUUCUGAGAAUGGUAUGGACAAACAUCAACCCAAGAACGCUAUUUGCACCUUCAACUAUUGGAGCGAUUAUAGGUUUCAUAGUUGGCACUACGCCUCCACUCCGAAAAGCAACUGUAGGUGAUAGUGCUCCUCUUCAUGUGGUUCUGGAUUCGGCAUCUCUCUUGGGUAAUGCAGCCAUUCCAAGUGUCACAUUAAUACUGGGAGCUAAUCUUCUCAGAGGUCUCAAAGGAUCAAGUAUACAUCCGCCAGUCAUCAUUGGGAUCUUAGCAGUUCGGUACAUUGCCUUGCCAUUGCUGGGCAUGAUGAUUGUUCGAGGGGCAGUUUAUUUGGGUUUGGUGCAAUCAGAUCCCUUGUAUCAGUUCGUUCUUCUACUUCAGUUUGCGCUGCCUCCAGCCAUGAAUAUAGGAACAAUAACCCAAUUAUUCGGAGCUGUUGAGGCGGAAUGUUCUGUCAUAAUGCUGUGGACUUACGUUGUAGCAGCAGUUUCAUUAACACUUUGGUCAGCACUCUUUAUGUGGCUUGUGUCAUAA
Eucalyptus grandis is the source of this 1313-nucleotide messenger RNA. RefSeq names its product protein PIN-LIKES 3. Gene Ontology annotation, biological process: endoplasmic reticulum to cytosol auxin transport. Bases 66 to 1313 code for a protein of 415 amino acids. Gene Ontology annotation, cellular component: membrane. The record is from RefSeq and is a predicted model, not a curated record. The transcript is spliced from 10 exons. Lineage: Eukaryota; Viridiplantae; Streptophyta; Magnoliopsida; Myrtales; Myrtaceae.